AUGAUUGUGUUACACUCCGCACUGAAGCCAGCCAGCCAGCCAGCCAGCCACAGCCAGCCACAGCCAGCCAGCCAGCCAGCCACAGCCAGCCAGCCAGACACAGCCAGCCAGCAAGCCACAGCCAGCCAGCAAGCCACAGCCAGCCAGCCAGCCACAGCCAGCCAGCCAGUCACAGCAAGACAGACACAGCCAGACAGACACAGCCAGCCACAGCCAGCCAGACACAGCCAGCCACAGCCAGCCACAGCCAGCCAGCCAGCCACAGCCAGCCAGCCAGACACAGCCAGCCUGCCAGCCAGACACAGCCAGCCACAGCCAGCCAGCCAGACACAGCCAGCCAGCCAGCCAGCCACAGCCAGCCAGCCACAGCCAGACACAGCCAGCCACAGCCAGCCAGCGACAGCCAGCCAGCCACAGCCAGCCAGCCAGCAACAGCCAGACACAGCCAACCACAGUCAGCCAGCCAGACACAGCCACAGCCAGCCAGCCACAGCCAGCCAGACACAGCCAGCCACAGCCAGCCACAGCCAGCCGGCCACAGCCAGCCACAGCCAGCCACAGUCAGACACAGCCAGCCACAGCCAGCCAGCCAGACACAGCCACAGCCAGCCAGACACAGCCAGCCACAGCCAGCCAGCCAGCCACAGCCAGACAGACACAGCCAGACACAGCCAGCCAGCCAGCCACAGCCAGACAGACACAGCCAGACACAGCCAGCCAGCCAGCCACAGCCAGACAUACACAGCCAGACACAGCCAGCCACAGCAAGACACAGCCAGCCACAACCAGCCAGCCAGACACAGCCAGACACAGCCAGCCAGGCAGCCACAGCCAGCCACAGCCAGCCAGCCACAGCCAGCCAGUAACAGCCAGCCAGCCAGCCAGCCACAGCCAGCCACAGCCAGCCAGCCACAGCCAGACACAGCCAGACACAGCCAGACACAGCCAGACACAGCCAGCCACAGCCAGCCAGACCCCUUUCAUUUAUUGCACUUUAAUUCGGCGUUUCUCCAGGUCUUCCGGUGGGAACUGUUUGAACAUUGGACAAUCGGUUCCUGA
This is a messenger RNA of Dreissena polymorpha, 1059 nucleotides long. Its product is annotated as proteoglycan 4-like. The record is from RefSeq and is a predicted model, not a curated record. The transcript has 2 exons. Bases 1 to 1059 code for a protein of 352 amino acids. NCBI's taxonomy places the organism in Eukaryota, Metazoa, Mollusca, Bivalvia, Myida, Dreissenidae.